AUUGCACAUGGUUAACCCUUAGAAAUUCCCAAAAUUUAAUCAUAAUCUACUCUCCAAUUCACAAUUGUGUUUGUUUAUGCGCAAGCCUAAGUAGUAGAAACCGUUGCUAAGCUUACAAAAAAGCUUACAAUUGACAACUUAAUUAUAUUUCCUCAUUUCGUCAACUCUACUUUCUACUCAACACAACUUCCACUUUGUUCAACCUCUAAGAUUCUUCCCCUUUGAUUUUGAUUUAGUAUCAUCACAAUUAUUCGAAUUUCUUGCUUGUUUGUUUUUUUUUAUGAUCCCUUUUUUGUGCUAAUUUCAUCCACAGUUUUACCGAUGAAUUCUGCUGCAGAAAUCAAGCACCCCUUUUCUUAAUUAGGGUUUUUAGCAAUCGAAUUGAUAAAAAUGGAGAACUGACCAAAAUUCUUCUUCGUGGUAGAGAAUUUUGAACUGGAAAAGAAUCAAUUUGAAGAAUAAAAAAAUGGCAUCUGCAAAAACAAAUUUGGUUAUGACAGUGAUUGGAUUUGUAGUUAGCACUUUGUUUAUAGUGUUCAUUUGUACUAGACUCAUCUGUGCUCGGAUUCAAUUACGCGCUUCUCGUCGAAAUUUCCGUCGCCAUUUUGCGUCGUCUAGAUCUAAUCUCAGUACUUUGGAGCGGGGGGUGCACGGUGUUGACCCUCCGAUUGUUGCCAAUUUCCCGGCGAAAAAGUACGGUGACGCUUAUUUUUCCUCGGCUGAAAGUGGACAGUGCUCGAUUUGCUUGGCUGAAUAUCAUAAAGAAGAUGUAUUGCGUAUACUCCCUUACUGUGGCCAUUACUUCCAUAUAAAGUGCAUAGAUAUAUGGCUGCUGCAGCAUUGCACUUGCCCAGUUUGCCGGAUUUCAUUGCGUGAGACUAGUGAGAAGAAACGAUCCAUGCAGUUAAUGUCAAGUUCUAGAUCUCAUCUUGACACCAGUUUACAAGCUAUAAGCCCACGUCAUUGUAGAUAUUUAUCAACGACUCCUGAAAUUCAUAGACCAGAUCCUAUUCAAGAGGACCAGCUGUUGUCUCGUGUUGGAAUCCAAACAACAAGAGGUAACACGCAGUUAGCUGAAGAAAAUGGUAUUAUAAAAGAUUCCACCGACAAGCAUAUAGAGAGCCCAUCAUUUCCAUAGGUGUUGGUCUAAUUCUCCAGCAUCCUUUAGGGCUUCCAUGUUAUCAAUGUGAAAGUGUUGCCAACCAAGUACAUUGCUUGAUUUUUUUGGAGUCUUUGAAGCUGGUUUUUCUCCUCUUAUGGGCUAUAGCUUUGUACAUAUCUUCUCUGUCGAUUUAGUUCAAGGUUAUGGGAGGAUUGAUGAUUGCCAAGCACUGCAAAGACCUGUUAGCAAGCACCUUCUGAUAUUUGAUGUCCACAAGUUCGGCUAGGUGGCAGUACUGUAUUUGGAUAUCACGUCUGUCUAUGACCACGUAGCAUGUAUGCUCUUAGCACAACAUCAGUGACAAUUCCAUUAGUUUCCUUGUUCGAGAGUAGCAAUUCUAGUACAAGUUUAGGUGCCAUCGUUUUUCAUCAUUGUGCUGACUGUGUUCAGUUUAUAGUUCUGAUUGACAAAUAGGAUUUAGAAGUAACAAUGGUGUACAUAGCAAUGUAUAGAUAUGUGCAUAGAUGGAAAUUGUGAAUCCCUUGAAUCUGCCAUGCCUUACACGAGGCUAAUGACUCUGUUUUGCUGUGCACUACUGAGGUUGUCGUAAUGUUGCAAAACCUGUACAAACCUUCUUAUACAAUGUCCCCUUUUAUUAAGAAUGCUUUGGUAUCGGAAGUUUA
This is a messenger RNA of Chenopodium quinoa (quinoa), 1785 nucleotides long. RefSeq names its product RING-H2 finger protein ATL38-like. Lineage: Eukaryota; Viridiplantae; Streptophyta; Magnoliopsida; Caryophyllales; Amaranthaceae. The record is from RefSeq and is a predicted model, not a curated record. The coding region runs from base 467 to 1138 and encodes 223 amino acids. The transcript is spliced from 3 exons.